Monopterus albus (swamp eel) is the source of this 487-nucleotide messenger RNA. Its product is annotated as integrin alpha-V-like. The coding region runs from base 98 to 487 and encodes 129 amino acids. NCBI's taxonomy places the organism in Eukaryota, Metazoa, Chordata, Actinopteri, Synbranchiformes, Synbranchidae. Gene Ontology annotation, biological process: cell-cell adhesion; cell-matrix adhesion; cell adhesion mediated by integrin. Gene Ontology annotation, cellular component: external side of plasma membrane; integrin complex. Gene Ontology annotation, molecular function: integrin binding. The transcript has 4 exons. The record is from RefSeq and is a predicted model, not a curated record.
CUGUCAGAUGACUAACCCUAACCCACAGUGUUAUAGCAGGGUCGACAUCCGAGAAGGAUCAUAACUGCCCCAGUCUCCUCACAGACAGACAGGUGUGAUGUGUGUGCUCAGGUGUGUGUGCGUGCUGCUGUGUUUGAGUGUUUGUGUGUGUCUGAACCUGCUGCAUGAAGCUGUGAUGUUCAGCGGACCAAGAGGAAGUUUGUUUGGAUUCUCUGUCGACUUUCACACCGUUGACAACAAAUUUUUUGUUGUCAUUGGAGCCCCCAAAGCCAACACCAGCCAAUCAGGAGUGAUGCAGGGAGGGGGCGUGUUCCUUUGUUCCUGGUCACCUGGAGGCGGGGCCUGUGACAUCAUCAAUUUUGACCUGAAAGGUGAUGAGGACUACAACAGUUCUGACGUGUUGUUUCACACCUUCAAGAGCCAACAGUGGUUCGGAGCUUCAGUUCGAUCAGUCAACAGCACACACUUAUUGAUGAAAUCAAAUUAA